GAGUUGUAAAUUCAGAAAUUUGCUGCUAGCUUCAAAGCUUCGCAUGCGUAAAAUUUGAAUAUUACCUAUAGCCUAUAUGUGUUGGAUUACACCUAUACAAGUGUUGGGUCUAGCAUAGUUUAGUACCACAAGUGUUCUGGUUUGGAAAUGAAAGGAUUCUCUAUUUUGGUUGUUAUUUGUUUAUUGUUGAUCUCAGAAGCUUGUGGAGCGCAAGAUUUCAAGAUUUGUGAAAAUAUUAAAAGAACGCAAAUAACAGAACCUGAAAAAUGCUGGAAACAAAGAUCAGAAAACUUGAAACAUGCAAUACACUCUGUACAAAUUUCAAUCGAUUGUUCUGGAUGUGAAGUAUUACAUGGAACCACAGAACAAGAUGUUAAAAACUCUCAGUCCACAUGGAAUAAAUUUUUAUCGGCUUUAUUAUCUGCAUUUACUGCCUCGUCAGCUAACAAAAAUGUGGAAGUUCAGACACUUAGAUUUUCUCCAUUUGUUGAUAAAUACAUUACUAUUAAGCCACAGACAAAUGCAACAUUACGCAUGACAGUUGAAACAAUUUUAGACAUGUCAUGUAUGGCUUGCUUGGUAUCUGGUGUUUUCUUGUUCUUCUCUGCUCCAAGCCUGUCAAGUUCUGUGAAGUUUUAUUACACUGGUGGAGUUGGGAUCGGUGUUCUGGCUUCUGUGUUGAUUGUUGUAUUUAUUCUGAGUAGAUUCAUACCUAAGAAACCUGCAGCUUAUACAAUACUUCUCGGUGGUUGGAGUUUGACAGCUUUUAUUAUGAGAAAACUUUAUGAAAAUUGGCAAUUAUAUCUAUUACAAUAUCAGACUUAUUUCUUGGCAUAUAUCGCUAUUGCUGGCUUCCUAAGUUUUGCACUAUGCUAUUGGAAAGGGCCGGUAGAAGAUCCAAGAAGUCAACGUAUUAUACAAUGGGCAAUCCAGUCAAUAGGACUAACUCUUCUAUACUGUGGCACACAAUCUCAUGCGGUAUCCUCGACAAUUGUAUCAUGUGUACUUUUAGGAAGUUUAUUGAAAAAUAAACCAAAUUUUCAAAUCCUUUCCAGCCUGAAGUCAUUUGGGACACGAUUUAAAUGGAGACACAAACUAGAGCAACAUAAGUUAUUGACCGAGGAGGAAUACAGAGUACAAGGAGAACUUGAAACAAAGAAAGCUCUUGAAGAAUUAAGAAAAUACUGUGACAGUCCACAAUGGUCUCCUCAUCGUUGGAAAACUAUGGCAAGAAUGAAAUCACCUGCCAAGUUUGCAAGUUUUCUUGAUGGAGAGGACCAUGUAUCUGAUUCAGAAAUGACAUUACAUGAUGCCGAAUUAUCAGAUAUGGAAUCUGAGGAGGAUUUGAGCUUAAUAACUGAUGAUGAAGAGGGAAAUGGUGAUGUAAGACAUAGAGGUGAUAAUCAUAUAGUCACUGUAUACAAACGCAUGGAGGUUCAACCAGAAAUAUCAGAAGACGAGGAUUGAUGCUUUUGGGAAUAUUAAGAGCUGCUUUGCAAAAUGAAAUUCUACUGUGAUUGAAUUGAAUAUCUUUUUCACUUUCAUGUGUGCUUAUACCUGAUUACAAUCAGUGACAAGCUCAGUUGAGUGAAUUUAAACUCUAUAAUUCAUAUCUGAUUUAUCGAAAAAUGAUUUUCCAAAUAGCAUCAAGCUUAAUUUGUUCUAAACUUGUUCAUAUAUUUCAACAAAUCUUACCUUGGGGGUCCCAUGUUCUAUUUCUGGCGCUCCAUAUGAAGGUAACUAAUUUUGUUCGCAUACUUUACAUCAAGUUGUGUAUAAGGAUGGAAGCCUAUGGGGCAGGAGGUAUAUUCACUUUGCUAACAUAGGCAGUCCCUGAACUUGUUAUACAACUAAAUUAUAGAAAAUCGGAAUGAAAUUAUGGCCUUACCUUAACCUGGUACACACACUGCAGGAGUACCCUAUUUUUGAAUGAAAAUUUUUGGGCAAUGGCGAACACCAUUUCAUAAUCACAGAACCAACAACUUAUAGUGAAAUAUGAUCCUACAAAGUCGUGCGUUUGUAUUACCUUGUUGUCAUAUUCAAUAAAGUUACCGAAAAUAUAACCAUUUACUGAAAUAUUUUGUUUUCAAUAUUUUUUAUAGUCAUGAUACAGCAAAACAAUUAUCACUGUAAAGCUACUGCUUACUAAAUUUUCUAUUUUUGAUACAUUUAUCCUGGCAAAACUAUCUGUGUAUGCGUGAUUACCCAAAAGUUCAAUCAAGUUUUAUUUAAUUAGCUAAAAUUCUUUGAAACGAUUUUUCUCCGAAAUUUAAUUGCCGAAUUUGAAAUGCUGCCAAUAGCCAUCCUCAUUCCUUCUACCCUGUUGUAAUUUCCAAAUAUAAUUCUCAGGUUAGUUGCAGUGUAUAUUCAUUGAGCCCACUGUUAUUUAAUUUGCUGUUUUUUUCUAUCAUUCUUACCUAAACCUGAGUAGCAAUUAGUUCCUUGAAUAAACUUCAAACAUUAUUUG
Messenger RNA from Styela clava, 2467 nucleotides. RefSeq names its product nuclear envelope integral membrane protein 1-like. Lineage: Eukaryota; Metazoa; Chordata; Ascidiacea; Stolidobranchia; Styelidae. The record is from RefSeq and is a predicted model, not a curated record. Gene Ontology annotation, cellular component: nuclear envelope.